This is a messenger RNA of Microplitis mediator, 996 nucleotides long. RefSeq names its product putative ankyrin repeat protein RF_0381. NCBI's taxonomy places the organism in Eukaryota, Metazoa, Arthropoda, Insecta, Hymenoptera, Braconidae. The record is from RefSeq and is a predicted model, not a curated record. The transcript has a single exon. Bases 1 to 996 code for a protein of 331 amino acids. Gene Ontology annotation, molecular function: protein binding.
AUGGCAAGUGUUUCAUGCAGUGAUUUUACUUCAACUCAUCCAGUCCAAAAUGAACAUGAGGUUUACGAUUUAAUGAAAAGUCUAAAGAAAUCUGAAGUUCCAGUAGUUCCAACUAAAAAACAUGUUCAGAGGCCGUCAUUCGUGCAUAAACGAGAUAAAAUUACGAAAUUAUUAGUAAAAAAAGGAGUAAUUGUUGAAACUAGUUUUUUAUUUAUAAGUCCACUCUACUAUGCUGUUCGAGUUGGCGAUAUUAAACUAGUCAAGAUGAUGCUUAUUUUUAAAGGCGCAGAUGUUAACAGUUCAAGACGAAAAGGCACUUCUCCACUACACGUGGCAGCAUGGCGUGGACAUCACAAAAUUUUUAAACUUCUGAUCCAAAAUAGAGCACGUGUAGAUUCUGCUUUUACUCGACCAAUUAAAAAUGGAUUUACACCGCUACAUCUUGCAUGUUUAAAUAAUAAAGUUAAGUGUGUAAAAGUUCUUUUAAAAUAUGGUGCAAGUGUUACCCCAAAAUGUGAAAAUAUUUACCAUCCAAUCCACAUUACGGUGUUUAACAACUAUGUUGAAGUAACGAAAUUGCUUUUGGACAAUAGCGCAGAUGUUAAUUUACGAUUUAAUAAUGAAUUCUUUAAUAAAAAAUGGAAGAAUACAAGUUUUUGGAAGGACAUGGAUUUAACGCUGUUACUUUGUUCGAUUGCUCGAAAAUACACAGACAUGACAAAAUUAUUAUUAAAGUGUGGAGCUGACAUUCAUUUAAAAACAAAGAAAGAUAAAACAUCAUUGAUUUACGCUGUUCAAGCAAGUGAUCCCGAGUUGGUUGAAUCAUUUUUGGCGAAAGGAGCGAAUCCUAACGAUCGAGAUCUUUAUGGUGAACCAGUAUUAUUUUACCUUAUCUUCAAUGCCAAUAUGCAUCCAACUUCUUAUAAUAAAGAAGAAUUAGAUUUGAAGGAUGAAAAAAUAAAAAUAUUGCAACUUCUAAUUGACGCUGGAGGAUGA